AAUGUCUAAUGAUGCAAAAGUUUAUCCAAGCGACAGACCACCGUCUCGACUAUCUCAACUAUUAACUUCCAGAAUAGAUUUAAGAGCUGAAGAGGAGUUAAAAGACCCGGCUUUCAAAAGAACUUCUACAUUUGGUCUAUCGAAAUUUGAAGAUGAUGAUCUGGAAAAAUUAUAUUCUCAAUAUAUUGCUAUAACGAAAUCGCCAUUAAGCGUUUCUGCUAUUCUGCCUACCACUCAAGAUAUUGUCCUGCUUGCUAACAAGCUUAAUAACAUGCCUAGUUCACUCACUGAUAUUCUAUUUAACAAAAAAUGGAGAUUACUCUACGCUGGAAAUGAGGCUUCUCAACGAAAGGCGUUUAUUGAAACAAAAAAGAGUUUAUCUGCAAAUAUAUUAAUAGAAGAAGCAACAAAAGAGCAAGAAAGACUCUUAUUGUCAGUUCUACCAAAACACGUUGCCGAAGAAAUGGUCAAAGAUCUUGGUAUAACAGUUGAUAGUCAGUUUCGUAAGAUAUAUAUGAAUCGGCAUGAGAAUGUCAGCAUAUUGUUUGCUGAUAUUGUCGGAUUUACUGCACUAUCAUCUCGAGUAUCAGCAAGUGAACUUAUCAAGAUUCUUAAUGACCUGUUUGCCACUUUCGACAAACUAGCACACAAAUAUCAUCAGUUAAGAAUAAAGAUAUUGGGAGAUUGUUAUUACUGUAUAGCUGGAUGCCCAAUUCCGAGAUCUGAUCAUGCUGUUCUAUGCGUCCAUAUGGGGUUGGAUAUGGUUGUUGCUAUAGCUGAAGUUAGAAAGAAAACUCAGAGCGGCGUCAACAUGAGGGUUGGCAUUCAUACUGGAGCGAUUUUAGGCGGUGUUCUAGGCCAGCAUCGAUGGCAGUACGAUAUCUUGGGCAAAGAUGUUACUCUGGCGAAUAAAAUGGAAAGUGGGGGUCUGCCGGGAAGGGUUCACGUAUCGCAAGCAACUGCAAAUUUUUUAAAAAAAGAAUUUGAAUUAGAAAAUGGCGAUGGUGAAAGUAGAGAAGAGGAAUUGAAACGAGAGAAUGUCAAGACAUUUUUAGUAAAGAGUGUCCUUAAAAAAUUUCCUAAAGGUACAUUAGAUGAUAUUAAACAACAAGGAAAGAAUAAAACCGAAACAAGCGUGAAUGAGACAACUGUGAUAGAAAGUAAUCCAAGUUCGAAUCAAGAACUUAGCUUUGCCAAAAUUGUUGAUGCUUUACAAGACAGAGAAUGGGGAAUAAAUAUCUUUAAGAAGCUUAGGCCUAUAUUUCAGUUUAAAGAUGUUAAAUUGGAAAAGACUUACAUCCAAUCCAGAUAUUAUCACAACUGUCUAAUAUCCACUUCUUCACCUUUAAUAUUAUUUGUUAUAACGAUAUCUGUUCUGCUACUUUCGGAGGACAAGCUUUUUUACACAGCUCUACAUGUAGCAAGUCUUAUAAUUUUGGUUAUUAUGAUUACGUUCAAUUUUUCCGGCGUAUUACACAAGAGAUUUCCUAGGCCUAUUGUCGCAGUUUGUAAGAAAUUUCUUUUUCGAAGAUGGUUCAGUCAGUUUUGGUUGGGAACUAUGACUCUAUUAAUAGCAUGGCCAUCUAUUGUUAUAUUAGCAAAAAAUUCUGGAGUUAAAGUUCCUUUUGCAGUAUCGAAUUGUAUUCUUAUCUUUUUUGCUACAGCUUUAUUGCCGUUAUUGAAUGUUCCAUGGAAAAUUCUCAUAUCCUUUUCUCUAUGUGUCAUAUUCAGCAGUUUAGAUCGUUCAACUGAAUCUAUGGCUAUACUAUUCUCCUCAUUCUUGUGUUUUAUAGUUUUAUCAAUCAAGUAUGAUGUAACUUUAAGAAAGUUUUUUAUACAUCGAAUGGAGGUUGAUGAAGCUCGGUCGCAAAUUGACGAAAUGAAACGAAAGAACGAAUCAUUAAUUUACAAUAUUCUUCCUCAUCACGUUGCAAAGGAUUUUGUUGGCUCCAAUAGAACAGAAGAUGAACUAUAUUCUCACGCAUACGAAGAAGUUGGAGUCUUAUUCGCAGCCUGUCCUAACUUUAACGAUUUUUAUACUGAAGAUUCUGUGAAUAAUAACGGGUUAGAAUGUAUUCGAUUAUUGAAUGAGAUAUUAUCAGAUUACGAUGUCCUAUUGACAUCCGAAUCAAGAUUUGAAUCUGUAAUUAAAAUUAAGACUAUCAAUUCUACUUAUAUGGCAGCUAGUGGAUUAAAUAUAGCAAAUAAUGCAGAAAGAUGGAAGCAUUUGGCCGACUUAGUUGAAUUUGCAAAACAGAUGAAAGUUGUCUUAGAUAGGGUUAAUUCUCAGAGUUUUAAUAACUUUAUGCUCAGAAUAGGUCUAAAUCAUGGUCCCGUCCUAGCAGGAGUGAUUGGUGUGACUAAACCCCAUUAUGAUAUUUGGGGAAAUACGGUAAACGUUUCUUCAAGAAUGGAAUCAACUGGACAGAUGGGUAAAAUUCAGGUAGUUGAAGAAACGGCGAAGAUUUUAGAGAAAUUCAAUUAUAAAUUUGAAGCCAGAGGUCUUGUAAGAGUAAAAGGAAAAGGAGAGUUGAAAACCUUCUUUUUAGUUGAUUGA
Molecule: messenger RNA, 2557 nt
Organism: Dimorphilus gyrociliatus
Lineage: Eukaryota; Metazoa; Annelida; Polychaeta; Dinophilidae
Source: the annotation of a GenBank genome assembly